AACACUCCAUCCAACAUGGACCUCACUCCCAUCAGGAUCCGUGGUCGUCGCAAGCGAGGUCGCACGUCUGAGAAUAAAGACGUGUCCCUUAAGAUCCUUGACCGACCAUGGAAGACUGCACGCUUCAACCAAAAAACAAAACGAGAUCCAACUAUAUCAAAGUUUGAGCAGCUGCCUACUGAGCUCGUCCAAGUGAUCUUCCAGUCCUGCCAAAACAUAAGCUUGCCUCUGUCGUCGUAUAUCUUUGCUCGCGACCUGUCAUAUCGCCACACUUAUCUUCGCUUUGCCGUCGACACCCUUGAGCAUGAUGGUAACAGCGAAGACAAGACUGCAGAUGCCGCCGCAGUCUCCCGCAUGCUACAAUGCAAGUGGAUGACCUGGGAUCUGUUCAAGGACACCGUACAAGGAAUACACAGAAGAAGAUCACCGCCAUCACGCAACUCAUCACCCUCCGAUUCAGAUACAGACGACAGCGACAAUGACGACGAGGAAGAACAACGACCCCCAAUCCCAGUCCCCAACUUCUCUCACCCACAGAACCAACCUCGCCUCCCCUAUCUCACCCUGUCCCCUGCAGUCCAACUUCCCCAAUCCCUCCUCCACGAACCUUGGACAACGCCAAAACUCGACUUUCUCAAAUACCUCAUCUGGUCAGGCUGCAGCAUCGACUGGGCAUCCUCCUCUCGCGGCGAAACCGCCACCGCAGGCCUCGCAACAGCAAUCUCAUCCCACUCUCACACGGCCGUCGCACUCCUCUGCUGUCCCUCCAUAAACGUCAUCCCCGACACAACAACAAUAAAAAUCGCGGUCAUGGACCACAACUGCAAUCCCAGUGUCGUAUUCUAUCUCAUUGCCGCUGCAUUGCGUGCUCACAUAAUUUCUCGAGCGUCAGGGGAUGCAGCCCCGGAUGUCAAUUUCAGAGAUCCGAGUUUGUGGCAUUGGGUGGAAAGAGUGGAAAAAGCUGGGAAUAAANAGGGGAGGUGGUUGAAGGAUGUGCUGAGGUUUGCGGGCGAUAGGAUGAGGGCGAGCAGUUGGGAUGAAGAGGCUUUUGAGGAGUUUAGACGUGCUGGGGGCAGAGAGGAGGAUGGGGUUGUUAGGGUUGAUGUUCCUAUUGUUGAGGUGGUGGAUGAAGAGAGCGCAGAUGCUGCUGGGACGUAG
Aureobasidium vineae is the source of this 1158-nucleotide messenger RNA. The record is from the annotation of a GenBank genome assembly. NCBI's taxonomy places the organism in Eukaryota, Fungi, Ascomycota, Dothideomycetes, Dothideales, Saccotheciaceae.